Molecule: messenger RNA, 451 nt
Organism: Leguminivora glycinivorella
Lineage: Eukaryota; Metazoa; Arthropoda; Insecta; Lepidoptera; Tortricidae
Exons: 3
Coding region: 54-434 (126 amino acids)
Source: RefSeq, a predicted model, not a curated record
UGUAUACGACUUGUUAACGCCGCCGCCGUGACAUUCCCGCCGCCGCCGCCGCCAUGUCGCCGCUCGCCCGCUCGCUGCUCGCGCUCAUCGUGCUGCUCGCCGCCGUCGACGCCAUUCCAAGUCCUUCUUGCGCUGGCGUUUUGCUAGGUCCCGGUGCAAGCAGGGGCCCUUACAACACUACUCGUCAAAUCAAGGAAAAUAACCAACCAAGUGGCACGAUAUACAUUCCUGACAAAUGCCGCGAGUCUGGAAAACGUCUACUGAGUCAGAGCGUGGAUGCCUGCAGUAAGGGAGGCAGCGCUCCUUACAUCACCGCUGUGGGCAGUCGGUACUCCCCGGUCAUCAUCACCUGCCCGGAGGAUGCUGGCGGGUGCCCGGUUAUUGAGCUUUUAGUAUUGCAGUUUUGUGCUGACAACAAAGGACCAUAUUAUUAAAUAAAAUGUGGAUAGUU